Messenger RNA from Lates calcarifer (barramundi perch), 7870 nucleotides. RefSeq names its product zinc finger, MYM-type 2 (gene zmym2). Gene Ontology annotation, molecular function: zinc ion binding. NCBI's taxonomy places the organism in Eukaryota, Metazoa, Chordata, Actinopteri, Centropomidae. The record is from RefSeq and is a predicted model, not a curated record.
AUCUUUGGACGGAAAGUGGAAAGUUCUACGUUGUGCGCACGCGCUCCCCGGGAUUAAUGUCAAGGCACAAAAGUGGCGCUACACCGUUUCGAGCUCUCCUCCGGUUGUUGCCUUAGCGAUGGACGGGGAGUCAGAGCCAAACCCUGCCAUAGCAGAAGAGGCAGGGGAGCGGGUGGAGCCCAUGGAUGCCACUCCCUCCCCCCAGCAACAGACCACGCCCCACUCAGAGGAGGCUGGGGAGGCAGUUUCCAUGGCAACGGAAGAUGGAGUCACAAAGGAGGGCAGCACAGAGGACAAUGAUGAUGAUGUGGUUCUGGUAGGGGAGGAGACUCCCCAGCCUUCUGCCAUAACCCUUACCCAAGACACACCUAGCACAGACUGCCUAGAGGUGCCAGCUGCUGUGGCAUCUAUGGAUAUGUCCACUGCAGCGAUGCCUUCCAAGACCCCCAGUCCUCCUGCGUCUUCCAGCGCAUCCACGGUGGAAGCACCUCCAAAACCUCCAACCACAGCAGCAGAGCCUAUCGUCAUUGAUGAUGAGGAUGACUCUGAACAGAAAGACACUUCCUCCACCUCACCAGCGCCCCCUGGAGGCUCCUCUGUAUCCCACUCACCAGGUGCACUCAGCAGCACAGAGCCAGAUUCAGAGAUCAGGAUUGCCAGUGUCACCACAUUAGGUUCCAGUAGCCAGAAAGGAAGCUCCACUGUUUCCGCAGUAAAUACUCCACCACAUUCAGUGGAUGUCCAGGCAGACAUGAACCUGAUGAUAACCUCGGUGACAUCGCUUCAGGGAGGAGCAGUGGCCGUCUCAGCGGCAGGUGAAGGCCAGGUGGAGGAAAAUGGUCUGCAGAUAAGCAACGCAUUCAGCCUAAAUCCUGACACCCCAUCUGGUCGACCAACAACCUCCUUCAAUCCUGGGCGGGGCUCAGGCCCCAUGGGCCAGCUGGUACAGAAUGGAGACACGGGGACACACAACAGAGCAGAUUCGUGGAUCUCCCAGUCAGCUUCAGUCCCCCGCAAUCAAAAACAGACAGGGGUGGACUCUCCGUCACCAGCCACGUCGUUGCCCAAACCUCCAGGCCAGUCUUCCUCAUCUACUUCUUCCUCAGGCUCCCAACCACAGCCCAGGACAGUCAAGGUGACCUGUGCUAACUGUAAAAAGCCUCUGAAGAAAGGCCAAACAGCCUACCAACGUAAAGGCUCCACACACCUGUUCUGCUCCACCACCUGUCUCUCUGCCUUCUCACACAAACCUGCCCCCAAGAAGAGCUGCACCAUGUGCAAAAAAGACAUCACAAACAUGAAGGGUACCAUCGUGGCCCAGGUUGACUCCAGCGAGUCUUUUCAGGAGUUCUGCAGCACAGGCUGCCUAGGUGCAUAUGAAAACAAGCAAAACCCACCCAAAUCGGGCCUCAAAACCAAAUGUACUGUCUGCGGAAAGCUCACAGAGAUCCGGCAUGAGGUUAGCUUUAAGACUGUGACCCAUAAGAUCUGCAGCGACGCAUGUUUCAACGUUUACCGCCGUGCCAACGGGUUGAUCAUGAACUGCUGCGAGCAAUGUGGAGACUACCUGCCUAGCCGAGCGUCAGCCAACCACUUCCUGCUGGUCGAUGGCCAACAGAAACGAUUCUGCUGCCAGAACUGCAUCAGGGAGUACAAGCAGGCCCACAGUAAACUUGCAAGCUGUCUGACUUGCAAAACAUUGAUCAAGACAGGUGAGGUGCUCCACAGCCUCGGAGCAGGCGGCACCAUGGGCUCCUACUGCUCCGUCAACUGCAUGAACAAGGGCAAGCUGGCGUCAACGUCCUUCAUCAAUACAGAGCCCACAUGUCACUUCUGUAAGAGGAAUUCAUUACCACAGUACCAGGCCACGUUGCCAGAGGGAAACAUCCUCAACUUCUGCAGCUCACAGUGUGUUACCAAGUUCCAGAAUGCUACUCUUCAAACAGCCACCAAUGGACAGACACCCCUCUCCACCACAAACAACACCGUCCAACUGAAAUGUAACUACUGUCGCGGAGCAUUCAGUUUGAAACCGGAAACUCUGGAGUGGGAGGAUAAAGUCUACCAAUUCUGUAGUAAGACGUGUUGUGAGGACUACAAGAAACUACACUGCAUUGUAACGUUUUGUGAGUACUGCCAAGAAGAAAAGACGCUACAUGAGACAGUCAAGUUCUCCGGGGUCAAGAGACCUUUCUGCAGCGAGGGCUGUAAGCUAUUAUAUAAGCAGGAUUUCAUCAAGCGGUUAGGUCUGAAGUGUGUCAGCUGUAACCACUGCAACCAGCUGUGCAAGAGAGCAGUGACCCGGCAGCUAGGUGGCAUGACUCGGGACUUCUGCAGCGAGGCAUGUGCCAAGAAGUUCCAUGACUGGUACUACAAGGCGGCGCGGUGUGACUGCUGUAAGGUGCAGGGUAACCUGACGGAGUCUGUGAUGUGGAGAACAGAGAUGAAGCAUUUCUGUGACCAGGAGUGUCUGUUGAAGUUCUACUGUCAGCAGAAUGAGCCCAUCAUGGUCACACAGAAAGGCCCAGAGAACACCAGUAUGGGAUUUGAAGUGCAAGGGGCCAAACUUGGGCUCUUAAACCAGGGUACUGUAGCAUAUGCCAGUGGAGGUUUGGUGAGAGAUGUCAAGAACAAGGCAGUGCUCUGCAAGCCACUCACCCUGACUAAGGCUACCUACUGCAAGCCACACAUGCAGAGCAAACUUUUACAGACAGACGUAGACGAUGGUGUGAAGAGGGAGUAUGUUCCUGUACCCAUACCUGUGCCUGUCUUCAUCCCCAUGCCCAUGAAUAUGUAUUCCCAGGUCACUCCCACUCCAGUCUCUCUGCCUGUACCGGUUCCUGUGCCUGUGUUCCUGCCCACCACCCUGCAAGGGGCAGAGCAGAUUGUCCAGACCAUCAGUGAACUGAAAAACAAGGUGCCCUCUGACCCUCUGGAGGCUGACCUGCUUUCCAUGGCUGAGAUGAUCGCAGAGGACCAGAAGCCAGAUGUGAAGCUGGUGAAGAGGGAGCAUGGAGCGGACGAGUCCUCCAGUAGCAGCUCUGAAGAAGAGGAGGCGAAGGAGGAGGAUAAGAAGGAGGCAAAAAAGCAGGGAGGGGGAAAGGAGGAGAAAGAGGAGGAGGACAAGUACGAGCCCGACCUGGACCUGGAGGCAGACUUCCCUCAAGCCUCAGACCCUGUUCCAGUCCUGGAGGGAAUGGACGAGGACAUGGCCUUCACUCUACCUCCUGUCCUGGCAGAGGAGAGGGAGGAGUCGGCACCCAGACCCCAGCCCAGGAGACAAGGGAACAAGAGGCGGGCGGUAGAGGAGAGCUCAGAUUCAGCAUCGUCCUCUUCUUCCCAUCCAGCAGGCAGAUGCUCAGAGGGACGAUCACUGCCUCUCAAAGCACGCUAUGGCAUCAAUGCCUGGAAGCGCUGGGCGCUGUCUCCUGACCAAUCAGAUGACACCAAAGUAAAGGACGGUUCCAAAUCAACCCGGUCUAAAAGUAACCUGCUGUCACUGAGUUCAGAGGAGCUGAACGUGGCUCUGUCCCAGUUUGUCAGGGAGGUCUGCCGGCCCAGUGGGGAGCGCUAUUCUCCAGACAGCAUCCUCUACCUCUGUUUGGGGAUCCAGCAGCAUCUUCAUGCCAAAGGCCGGAAGGAUGACCUGUUUAGUGAUGUGUGCUACCAGCAGUUUGGAGAAGAGUUGAACAAGGUCCUGAAGGACUGGCAGCCCAGUGUGCUUCCUGAUGGCUCACUGUGGGGCCGAGUGCAGGAGCAGAGCCUGUGGAGCAGUCGGCAGCUCGGGGAGCAGAGUCCCGCUGCUCUGCUGCGUUCGCUGGUUUACCUGAACACCAAAUACUUCGGCCUGCGCACUGUGGAGCAGCAUCUCCGCCUCUCCUUUGCCAACGUCUACGGCCCUGACACCGUCCAUCCUGUCACCAAGGAGACCAAUGUCUGCAUCCGCGUGCCUUCCAUCUCUCAGGAUCACCAUGUGCAAACAGAGUCUAGGAAGAGGAAGCGCAAGUUGGAGGAGGGCGAUAAGGAAUAUGAACCAGAUGACGAUUCGGGAGGCUCCACUGUUCGCUGCCUGGUUGAGAAACAUGAGUGUCACCUAUAUGAGCUCUACAGGUCGAAGUGCCCAACAUCUUUGCGGGAACGUCUAGACGUUUUCUAUGUUCAGCUGGAUCCGGCCUCCAGCCUCGACGACCCGCUGUGGUUCAACUCCACGCCGCUGGAGCGGCGGAUCUUGGAGAGCCUCCUCACCAGAGUCCUCCUGGUCAGGGACAUUUACACAGACAAACAACACCUAGAGGAAGAUGAGGAGGAAGAGGAUGGGGGUGAAGCAGUGGGAGGGGAGUAGCAGUCACUUGGACUUUCUGUUAGCAGAGCCUGGACAGUCAGCAGAGGAGGAGGUUAGCAAAUAGUAUGUGUGCUCCUCCCCUGUCUUAGCAUCUCCUUACCCUCCUCGCUGACUUGCUGUUUCCUCCUGGUGAGGGAACGUCCACAACAGAGAUCCUGAAAAGGUAGAGGAUGAUUGAGGUGGUAAUGAAGAGAGGCCCAGACUUGUACUUCUGCUGAUAUUAAUCACCAACAGGGGAAGAAAAGGAGCUAAUGAAGCUAGAGGACAAAAGUUUUCCUUCCAGUCAUAAAACAGAAGAGGAGGAACAGACACAUUUGUCUCCUGAUUUGAAGAACUUGAUGGGAUUAACAGGGAUAAAAUGAGGAUGAGAUAAAGGUGUCUUUGUAUAUGGUCAGACAAAGCUAAAUCAGGUAGAAGACAAGGUGUAUUAAUGGUUAUCAUCAUCAUAUUUUGACGUGUUCCAACAAGGAUGUAGCUUGCUUAUAGUGCUGAAACAAGCAGCUUACAGAUAUUAAAGCUUUUAACAACACAGAAUCAUGCUUUAACAAAGGUUAGCAGCCACCAGGAGGCUACAAGGGGGCACCAAGCAGACACAGGCUAAGGGCUGGGAAACCAGUGGACUUAUUUUCUGUUAACUCUCCAGCCUCAUUUCCUCCUAGCCAUCACUGUGGAUGGAAAGAAGGUGUGGAGUUCUUUGGAACAGAUUUUUUUUUUUGUUUGUUUUUUAAUCAAUAAGGAAGGGAGACAGCAUGGAAAAGGGGUCUGGGUAAAACCAGAAGCACCACCCAGAGGAGAACAGGACAGUUGGAGAGUUGGAAAUUCCCUGCUGGUAGGUUGAAAUUCCAUCUUUAAUGCAGUGAAAAAUAGAAACACAACCGGUAAUAGGAUUUUCUCAGGCCAACAUUAGGUACUGUUCCUAACAUAGCUGCAAAUUGUGUCUGUAUCUGGCAGAACAGCAUCAAGUGCCACUUUAUGUUUAAAAUCUAUGUGUGGAUGAAUGAUUAAACACUAAAUGUUCUACAGCUUAGAAAUGGUAGAAAUAUUCAGGUCUGUGGCAUAUUUGACAACCCCAACAGCAAUGUAACAAUGCACCUCUAUCCACUGCUGCUUCACUCAUGAGGUUUGAAAAUUCCUGCAAUUGGAUGAAAGAAAAAGCGGAAAUUUUUUGUGUUGAACAAAUAAAUGGUUCAAUGAAUUUAGGAAUUAAAGGUCGUGCACACCCACACAGCCAUUAAGUUUGUUAGACUUGUUAGGUUGGGUGUUGUUAAGCUCCAGUCAAACCAGAUUUUGCCAGCCAAAGUUUACCCUGUGGUGUAGCAAAAUGGGAGUGUGCCCUAGCCCCUCUCUUAAAUCCACAAAGUGAAAGGGUCAAUUUGUCACUCCGAGCAAAUGCAUCUCACCCGAUUUCUAAUGAAAAUCUGGUCUGGCUGAGCCAUAUGGUCACAUUACAUCUCAUGUCUUAGUAUUCAUGCCAUUAUUCUUUUCAAUUGAAGUCCAAACAAGGGACGAAUCCAAGCGUGCAUUUCCUGUUUUGGUGCAAUCUCCCACUGCUUUCAGCAGACUCUCAGGUCACAGUGUAUGUAGACAUUAUUAUUUUUGCCUGCUUCAUAGCCAUAUGUUGUAUGUUAUCACACCACCAGACUAUAAAACUUCAGUUUCCCUUUCUGUUGCAUUGCAUGAAGAUGGAAUUUCUGACCCUCCAACAUGUCUAGAAUGGCUCUUCCCUCUCAGGGUGUCAGGGUGACCUACUGUAUCACACACCUCCACCAACUGGGCUGCUUUCAUUCCUUCACAUCAUCCUGCUCACUGCUCUUCCUCUGUCAGUACUGCUCUCAGGCAAAAAAUCGUUGCACCACAGAAGACUUCAGCUCAGAAGGGCAGGAGUCAGGACUGAUCCCAGGACAGAAAAAGAGGACUAAAUCUUGUGUGUUGUCUCUUGUCAAGACGCGCCUGCCUCACUGUGGUGCAGGGGGAAAGGCAACCUACCGACAUGCUGCGUUUCUUUUUAGGACACAAGGGGAAACCUCCAUUCAUGCGAUGUAGCAUUAUGUGUGUACUAAGCCCAGAUUGGGUUGCUUUUGAAGUGUAAAUAUCUCUGAAACAAGGCGGUUAUUUGAGAUGGAGUUGACACAGAGGGGGACACUGUGUAAUUCGGGGUAAAUAAAAAACACCCACUGAAUCCUUCAGCUUGAAAAUCCGUCUCCUGAGAAGCCUUUUUUAAAAAAGACUGAAUAUUUAUUUCUCUUUAUAUUAAUUUGACUGUUUCCUUUUUGGGAUUGGGUUGGGAUUUUUUUUUAUGGGUGUCAUUUCCUUCUCAACAGUUAUUCAUUGAAAACCUGCUGCAGUCCUACACCUUUGCUUCUCUCUUGUCCAUUAAAGAGUGUCUAUCUGUGCAGGAACCUGCUAAACAUGAAGGACGUGGAUUAAUCAGCGCUCAACAGACUAUUUUUGAACAUUUCCUUUUUGCUUCUGUCCCAGUGUUUGGAAUUUCCUGGUAUUUUCUCAGUUAUUCUGAGCCUCCUUUAAACUUAAUAUUGAUUUAGUUUAAAAACAGAGCACUUGUUAAUAAGUGCCCUCUUCUUCCUCCAAGCUGUUUUAGAGUGCUAGCACUGCAAGGCAAAGCUUGUAUUGUAAUAAAGAAUUGGUUGCACAUCUAAGUUGAUUUAAUUUUUUUUUUUCCAUGAACUAAACUUGUGUUUUCUUUCUGAGUCACACUAUCCAUUGUUUUUUUUUUAAAUACAAGUCCCCUUUUUUACUUUUCAUUUAUUGAGUUUCAUUUUGAAUUUGCAUUCUGAUUGUUUCAAUAAAUUGGAAAAAGUGUCACUGAGUUUAAAUCAAUAAGUCAAAGAUUAUUUUUGAGGAUUUUGUUUUUCUACUUGUUUGUUGUUUGACUUUCAUUUAAAUGGGGAGAACACUCUGAAAUUUAUAGCUGGCUACCACAACCAGAGCUCAAAAUAUAAGGAACACCCUCCAAAUGUUUGAGUUUAACCCACCAUGAACACAGUCAGUGUUGCAGAUUUCAAAUGUCUUUUCUUUACAAUCUACGUGACUGUUCCUCCUGACUGAAGUGGAAUUAACUGGUGAGCAAGGCCAGGGAUUACACUUUGAGAGUUUUAUCUGACAAGCAGGCGUUCUGUUAUUUUGUACACUUGACUGUGCAUUUAACAGUCUAGAACAGCUGUGUAACAUUACAUGAACAAAGGUGGUGGAUUUAUUGGAAGGAGAUUAAUCUUGAUUGAAGUGUCCCAGCCCCCCCCCAAACCCAAGCCUUUAAACUGACCCUGGAUCAGAGGACCCCAUCAUUAAACUGGCUGAUUUUUCCUGCUGGACUCAGAGGCAGCGACCAGACCAAACCUGCCACAGGUUUGGACCUACAUUAGACGCUGUGGCUGGCUUUAAUGCCUAAUGUGAAUGUGCCUAUCUGUAAAUACUGAAAGUGAGUGAUUGUGUCUUGAGUCUGAUGCUAUGUGUAUGGGCUGAUCUGCUGAUACGGUCAUGUUAAAUAAAUGAUUUCAUUUUCUAACCAGA